CAUUCGUUUUUUUAUUCAAUUUAUUAUUUCAUUUUCGUUUCAAAAUUCGCAUAAUUUCUCUAUUAUAGUUUGUUCAUAAUUAAUUUACAACAAGUGUUGAAGUCGAGUAACUAAUAAACUCAUCGAAAGUAUUUCUAAACACUUUCCUGCUCAGUUAUGUUCCCAUAAUUCUGGAAAUAAAACGAAAAUGCCGGAGGUAGAGAUUAACAACUUGACGGUGGAUUUUCCUUACGAACCGUAUGAGAUCCAAAAGGAGUACAUGUCGAAGAUAGUAGAAUGUCUUCAAAAAAAAACGAAUGCAGUCUUAGAAUCGCCGACAGGAACUGGCAAAACAUUGAGCUUGCUGUGUUCCUCUCUAGCGUGGUUAUGCGCUCAGAAGGCCGUUUACCAAAUUCAAUAUCUCAGUCCAUCCAUCGAACCGAAUUCGUUUAUAUCAAAUUUGGACUCUAAAUUACAGCAGCAGACGGGCGGAGUUGCAAGUAGCAGUAGUUGGAAUGGAGGAAAACUUCGAGCACCGAAGGUCGUAUAUGCAUCGAGAACACAUUCACAACUCAAUCAAGUCAUGUUGGAGUUGAAAAAAACUGCAUAUAGGCACGUAAAAGUAGGAAUCUUAGGAUCUAGAGAUCAGCUGUGUAUUCACCCCAAAGUAUCUCAAGAAACCAACGUUGGAACAAAACUCCACAUGUGCAAAUCGUUAGUCUCAUCGAGAUCUUGUCAAUUCUACAAUAACGUCGAAAACAAGAUAAAAGAACCGCUUUUUCAAGAAGAUAUUCUAGUCGAUAUCGAAGAUCUAGUAAAGAAAGGCAAACAAACGAUGUGUUGUCCGUACUACGCUUCUCGUGAAUUGCAACAUGAUGUAGAUAUUCUGUUUACCCCUUACAAUUAUCUGCUGGAUGCCAAAACUAGACGAGCUCAGGAUAUCAAAUUAUUUAAUGACGUUGUAAUAUUGGACGAGGCUCAUAAUGUAGAAAAAGUCUGCGAAGAGUCGUCUUCGUCUCAAAUCAGCAGCACCGUAAUUGCCAUUUGCAUCAACGAAGUUACCGCGGUCAUGAAAUUGUUCCACAGUGAAGUAGAACAAAACAGUUUCUCAUCCGAAACGAACCUUCCUAAAGAUUUCACUGCAGAAGACUUGGCUUUACUCAAGACUUUAUUUAUGGCUAUCGAAAAAGAAAUAGAUAACAUUCCUCUGAUUACCAAUGGAGAUAAAAAAUCGCAAACGUUUGUCGGAUCUCAUAUUUUCAGUAUUUUAAGGAAAGCGGAGAUAACCUCGGAUAAUAUGCAAUCGCUGAUUGACUUAUUGAACAAAGUUUGUCAGUUUCUCAUGACUAUCAGUGAAUCGCAGAUUCAUCUACAAGGCGCUGGUCUGUCUAAAUUUAUGGAGUUUAUUGAAAUAGUUUCGUUUAGUUUAGGUCAACCUCGUUCGACCGAAAAUACGGAUAAGAAUUAUAAAUUAUACGUAGAAAUCGAGGUACCAAAAUCGAACACAGGUGGAUCAUCUUGGUCAACUACAAAUACAAUAGAAAGUGGCGGCAAAGUAUUGAAUUUUUGGUGUUUUAAUCCUGGAUUUGGCAUGAGAUCUUUACGCGAUCAAGGAGUUCAAAGCAUUAUACUAACAAGUGGUACUCUAUCGCCCCUUUCCGCCACCAUAUCGGAGAUCGGAAUACCCGUAGAUGUUCAGCUUAGCAAUCCUCAUAUCAUUAAAUCGAAUCAGAUUUGCGCAGUUGUUGUUGAUAAAGGUCCAGCCGGUAACGAGUUGAAAUGUAUCUAUCAAAAUAGGACAAAUCAGAAAUACUUGAUGGAUUUGGGUCAAACGUGUUUGAAUUUUUAUCGUGUAAUACCCGGAGGAGUUCUGGUAUUUUUUCCUUCCUACCCGUUCUUGAAGUCUUGUCGAGAGUGUUGGCAAGAAAACGGAAUAUGGGAUCGAAUGGCCACGUUAAAAAGUAUAUUCGUCGAACCGCAAAAUAAAGAUGGUUUAAAACCAUUGAUCGAAGAAUAUUACAAAACCAUAGAAGAGAAACAUGGAGCUAGUUUAUUCGCUGUUUGUCGUGGCAAAGUAUCAGAAGGUUUGGAUUUCGCCGACUCCCGUGCUCGAGCUGUGAUUGUCAUAGGUCUACCUUAUCCUCCGUUUUACGAUCCUAAAGUUGUACUAAAACGAGUCUACAUGGACGAUGGCAGAAAACAAAAUAAAUCGAAAUUGGAUGGCAACGAAUGGUACCAACUGGAGGCCAUGAGAGCUGUGAACCAAGCAGUAGGUCGAGUCAUUCGACAUGCUUCUGACCACGGAGCGAUUAUAUUUUGCGACUGCAGAUUCUCCUUCCAGAGUAAUGUGAAAUCACUUUCUGCGUGGCUACAAAAUUACAUACAAACCAACUCGUCUUUCGGUCUGGCGUACAAACUCGUUAAUACUUUUUUCAAAAACUGGAAAGAUUCUCCGGCAACGGUAGUCUUGAGAUCAGAUGUCAAUGCGUUGCAAGAUUCGAAUCAAACAAUACAUAGGACGAUUAAACCAGCUCAAAAAUUGGCACCCAGUUCCAGCGUUACGAAAAAUAACGAUUUGAAAAAAAUGUACGCAGCUUUACCUUCAACUUCGAGUGCACAAAAAGAAGACCCUGUCCCAGUUUCGAAUACGAAAAAGAAAAGUUUACUAGAAAGUUUAGGUGAAGAGAGUACUGAAUCUGAACAAUCGGUAUUUCAGAAUCCAGAACCUACGUUACUUUCACAAAACCCUGCGAAAAUAGUCAAUCAAGAAAGCUUUCAAUUUCAACAAAGCAAAAAGCGAAAGUUGAACGUGGCUCCAAUUCGUUUCGAAAGUAAAACAACCGAAGUGAAAUUUGACCUUCCAAAGUAUACUGCCAAGUUACAAAAAGCUUUGAAUAAAGAUCAGUUCACCAUUUUCCGCACAGCGUCAAAAAAAUACCAAGAAAAUCACGAUUGUCAAACUUACGUUACAACGCUAUCGCAAUUAUUUUUACCAUCCAACGAUACUCAAAUGUUAGCCCUGUUCAGAGAUGUGCCAUUUUUCCUACGAAAUGAAGAAGAUAAAAAGAUUUUUUGGGAUGUGUAUUAUAAAUUAACGCAGAAACGAAGUAAAACAAAGUAACAUAACAUCACGUGCUAUAUUUAUUAGAUAAAUUUUUAACAAUAAUUUUUUUAGUAAUAUUUUUUUUUUGUUUUUUUAAUUAAAAAAGUUGUGACUUUGUUAGAA
Messenger RNA from Planococcus citri (citrus mealybug), 3205 nucleotides. Its product is annotated as regulator of telomere elongation helicase 1 homolog. The transcript is spliced from 17 exons. The record is from RefSeq and is a predicted model, not a curated record. The coding region runs from base 188 to 3100 and encodes 970 amino acids. Gene Ontology annotation, biological process: telomeric loop disassembly; DNA repair; DNA replication. Gene Ontology annotation, cellular component: nucleus. NCBI's taxonomy places the organism in Eukaryota, Metazoa, Arthropoda, Insecta, Hemiptera, Pseudococcidae. Gene Ontology annotation, molecular function: ATP binding; DNA helicase activity; DNA binding.